Messenger RNA from Castor canadensis (American beaver), 988 nucleotides. RefSeq names its product olfactory receptor 52P1-like. Gene Ontology annotation, biological process: G protein-coupled receptor signaling pathway. Gene Ontology annotation, molecular function: G protein-coupled receptor activity; olfactory receptor activity. Lineage: Eukaryota; Metazoa; Chordata; Mammalia; Rodentia; Castoridae. The record is from RefSeq and is a predicted model, not a curated record. Gene Ontology annotation, cellular component: plasma membrane.
CUUCUCUAUCUACUCUACUUUGGCCUGGCCAUGCAACAUUCAAACCAUAGCCAUCAGAACCCAACUUCCUUCCUGCUCAUGGGAAUUCCUGGCCUGGAGGCAUCCCACUUUUGGCUUGCCUUUCCUUUCUGCUCCAUGUAUGCCCUGGCAGUGCUUGGCAACAUAGCAGUUCUGCUGGUAGUAUAUUCAGAGCCUACACUGCACCAGCCCAUGUACCUAUUCCUGUGUAUGCUAUCUACCAUUGACCUGGUGCUCUGCACCUCCACUGUGCCCAAGUUCCUUGCACUCUUUUGGGCAAAUGCUGCUGAGAUAACCUUUGGGGCCUGUGCUGCCCAGAUGUUUUUUAUCCAUGGCUUCUCAGCUGUAGAGUCUGGUAUUCUACUAUCAAUGGCCUUUGACCGCUACCUGGCCAUCUGCCGGCCACUGCACUAUGGGUCACUGCUGCCCCCAGAGUCAGUAGGCAAGUUAGGGGUUGCUGCUCUGCUUCGUGGGUUAGGGCUUAUGACCCCACUCACCUGCUUACUGGCAAGGCUGAGCUACUGUAGCAGAGUGGUGGCCCACUCCUACUGUGAGCACAUGGCUGUGGUAAAGCUGGCAUGUGGGGGCACACAGCCAAACAACAUAUAUGGUAUCACUGCUGCCACGCUGGUGGUGGGCACUGAUUCUAUCUGCAUUGCUGUCUCUUAUGCACUCAUCCUCCGGGCUGUAUUAGGCCUCUCCUCCAAGGAGGCAAGGGCUAAGACCUUUGGCACUUGUGGUUCCCACCUAGGUGUUAUCCUUCUCUUCUAUGCACCAGGGCUCUUCUCAUUCUACACACAGCGCUUUGGCCAGCAUGUGCCCAGGCACAUCCACAUCCUCCUGGCUGACCUCUACCUUAUCGUGCCACCCAUGCUCAACCCCAUCAUCUACGGGAUGAAGACCAAGCAGAUCUGGGAUGGGGCCCUACGACUACUGAAAAGGGGUCCUGCUCAGACAUAAAGUCUUCAAA